Molecule: messenger RNA, 3198 nt
Organism: Nothobranchius furzeri (turquoise killifish)
Lineage: Eukaryota; Metazoa; Chordata; Actinopteri; Cyprinodontiformes; Nothobranchiidae
Product: CUB domain-containing protein 1
Source: RefSeq, a predicted model, not a curated record
UUUUAUGUGGCGAGAUGUACUUCCGUGUUGAUAUGCUGCUUACCUGUCAUCAUGGCUGCCGCGGCCACGCCCUUUUCUUACCUGGUGCGAAGCGGACCACCGGACUUCCAGCGCGCGCCUCUGGUCAUACCCCGGAGGAUGAAAGUCCCGUUUCCCGAUAUGAAGCGCUGACCUGUUUUUAUAUCCUCCAGGACCCACGAGCAGAGACUCAUUAUGAGCUUUUAUAGACCAGGAAGCGCCUCUGCGCUGAUUCUACCUGCGAUCUUCUUCUACCUGGUUUCAGGAGUCCAGAUGUUAACGGUAACACCUGACCCCAACACCACCAUCAACAUCAGCAGCAGCGCGCAGAAUCAAGGCUGUCAGGUUUGCACAGGUUCAGGUAGCUCUCAGCUGUGUAGCACCUCUCUGCUGUUAACCAGACCCAUCCCCGUGUCUGUGACCUUCACCUGUCCUAAACCUCAGGGGGUGUUCAGUGUGGAAAUCCUCCAGUACAUAGAAAUGAAGACAAGUUCGUUUAGUGGUCUCAUCAUCCAGAAGGACUCUGGUUCACAAAGUUUAUUGGAUUUUCAACGCAGGUUCACCUGGACCGUAAAUGCUACUUUAACACCGUCGUUCGGGUUUGACUUCAACGCGACGGGCCUGAGACAGAUCCAUCCAUCAGUAUCGUGUCCCGAUCAUCACACCUACACCCUCUGGUCAGCACCAAAUGUUCUGGUAGGGAAGUUCUGCAGAUUCGGUCCCAUCAGCAGGGCUCAGUUCCUGAAUCUGGGCAUAUUUUCCCUGGACGUCCCAGCCGGCCAGAGAGUGCAACAAGACAAUUUCAGUUUGUUUGUGGGAGAGAUAAUCAGCUCAACCAAAGUUUCACUCACUCUGCCCAUCGGGAACUCGUCGUCCGAGCUGCUCUCACCAAACUACCCCAACAGUUUCUCCAGUGACGACGUAAUGGAGUGGUCCUUUAUGGUUCCAGCCAAACACACAACUGCCGUUACGUUACACAGCGUCACACAGCCAAAGUGUGUGAGGAAGACGGCAGCGGUGGAGUACACGUUUUUACGGAGAGCAGGGUUGGUUUACAGGCUGGACGAACCCCAGCCAGGCAAGAUUCCAGGCAGCUUCUCGAUGGUUCUGAGGAACUGUGAGAUGGACGAAACGCUUUCGAGUUCUGGACUCACCCUGAACGUCAUGGUGUCUGUGUCAAGUGAUCAAGUACUGUGUAAUGUGGAUCUCCAUGAAGACCCGAAGCUUUCUCUCCACGUUCUCAACGUGAGCCCGGACCCUCGUUGCACGAUCCAGAUGAACUCGGUGUCAAUGAGGAACGUGACGGUCACAUCUAAAGCGGAGCUGCUUUUCCAAGGCUGCCGCCCUGAAGACGUUCAAGUCACGGCAGAUGGAGUCGUGGACUGCAGUGUUUCCAACUGUUCUGGGAAGGAAGUGGAUCUGUUUGUGCCUAAACUGCCGCCCUGCCUCCCCUCCCCUCUGACCAGCGUCACCUGGACUCUCAUUCCCAGUCCGAACGGCGCCGUGGCUCUGUUCUCACCUGCUGGGCCUCUGAGUCAGGCCCUGCCUAAACAGCCUUGUAACGACAGCCUCGUCAUCAAAGUAGACGAAGAAGGUGGAUCCAAUGUUGGACACUUCUGCCACCAGGGAGCCAUAAAGAAAGUCCUCGUCCACAGUAAGGUGGUCGUUACUCUGAUGUCCACCACACCGGGUGAAGAGCUGAGGACAAAUUACCAGCCAGUCUUACAAAUAAGUUUUGAAAAAUCUUUAUCAGAAAACUACAUAUUCUAUGUUUCUCCAUCGAAAGACACCACCUUCCUAGUGGGCACCCCUGGUUGGCCAGCAGGCAUGAAAUCUUACUCCACCGUCUCCUGGAUUGUUUCAUUUCCCUCAAAAAUGGACGCACAGCUGAUGUUCCCCACCCUGGACCAGCCGGAGUGCACAAACGGCCACACCAGCAUCAGUGUGCAGAGGUUCAACAGCCCCGAGGAGGACUACAGCCGCACGGAGGAAGAGGUUGCUGACAACCAGAUCACUGUCUCUGAGAGCUUCUACCUGAACAUGUCCAACUGCAUGGUAAACUCUAAAGACUUUAGAGUAGUGACCCAGAUCACCCUGCAGAAGAGCAUAAGUCGUUACCUGAUUAUCAUACUAGCCGUUGUGGCUGCUCUGCUGGUGAUUUUUAUCAUCUUGCUGGUGGUAAUUUGCCAGAUUGUUAGGAAGAAGAAGAAGAAGGAAUCCAAUCCUGCAGUUGCUGUCUACAAUUCAGGCGACACCAACUUCCGGCAGCAACACAACGGACUCUCUGACACCUGCCCGGACAGCGAUUCCCAUACCUACGCCUCCAUUGACGACUCACUAGUUUACUAUCACCUUCUGGAAAAAGGAAAGAAAAUGGGCCUGUACAAAGAAAGCGACACACUUCAAACCUUCACCAGACAUGUUGACGCUCAAAAGCCUCUGGGCUCAAAGGACAGCAGUAGUGAAAACGUGUCAUCUCGGUUCUCAUCUGUGCAAGAUCGCCCACUCCCCGAUCAGCCUCCAGGCCACACCCACGCCCUGGUGGACAACGAGAUCUACCAGUCCGGAUCUCAAAGGAGGGGUGUCGUUUGAAUCCGGAGGGAUUUCCACUAGACCUUCUUGAACUUUGUGGGUUUUAUUCUCUGGUGUCUGUGUGAUGGAUGCUUGUUAGAAAGAGACUUUUUGGGGAGGAGCUUUUUCAGAACACCAUUCAUACCUGACCAAAGAUAUUUAUACGUGAACCUGUUUCUGUUUUACUUACUUUUCAACAUGGUUAAGAUAGUUUCAUGUUUUGUAUUUUGUUUGGAUUUUUAUCUUUGGUAUUGCAGCCAGACAGUAUUUUCUGUUCAUGCUAAAGUGGUUCACUGCGUUAAAGAUCUUCCCAGCAUGUUUUAUUUCCUUACACAGCUAAAAUGUAAGGGUCCUAAAGUUUUGAACCUUAAAUUGUUUCGGACAUUUCUAAUUACUAAUCUGUUCCUGCUUACGGGAUUUUGUGUGUGUUUGUGCAUUUUCCUUCUUUUGGAAAAUUUGUUAUGAUCACAUAACACUUUAUUUUCAAUUAAGAAUGAAACUCUGCAUAACAAAGCAUCACAUGGGACCUCCACUUUUGAGCCAAGUUGCUUUUUAUUAAAAAAAAAACUCCACCAGGAGGCCAAACCUAAAUAAAAUCCUUAUUUCAAA